CUCCAUGUUAAAUCCUCCAUGAGGCCUCGAACUGCAGUUUGUCUGCUGGUACGACCCUGGCAACACCUCAUUCACAAGUACUCGACCCCUCCAUCCGAUUUCGGUGCUCGAAGAAACCUCCAUCGUAUAAUGGAAAAAGGAGCAAAGAUACAACCCGCCAAGAGGGUUGCAGGCAAGAGACAAGAUGUAUGGACGAUUGUCAACGAAGCUGCCGCGGCAUCUCCAAAGCAACCCAUUGUCAACAUGGGCCAAGGGUUUUUUGGCUAUAACCCUCCACCUUUCAUCAUAAAUGCUGCAAAGCAGGCUCUUGACAAGGUUGAUUGCAAUCAAUACUCGCCGACAAAGGGAAGACCGCGUCUAAAGAAAGCCAUUGCGGAUGCUUAUUCGCCAUUAUGGGGACGCAAACUGAAUCCAGACACCGAGGUAACGAUUACAACAGGAGCGAAUGAGGGCAUGUUGAGUGCAUUCAUGGGUUUCAUCGAAGAAGGUGACGAGGUGAUCAUAUUUGAGCCUUUCUUUGAUCAGUACAUCAGCAAUAUCGAGAUGCCGGGUGGCAAGAUUGUUUAUGUUCCGCUUCACCCGCCACCUCAAGGAGCCACAGAAAACACAUCAGCUGCCGAAUGGACCAUCGACUUUGAGGAACUGGAAAGAGCAAUUACAAAUCGGACAAAGAUGAUUGUCAUCAACACUCCUCACAAUCCUAUUGGCAAGGUAUUUUCAAGAGACGAGCUACUCAAUAUUGCCAACCUCUGCAUCAAGAACAAUAUCAUCAUUCUUUCCGAUGAAGUUUACGAUCGACUCUACUAUGUCCCUUUUACCAGGGUAGCCACAUUGUCUCCUGAGAUCGAGAGACUUACCUUGACCGUGGGGUCAGCCGGGAAGAACUUCUAUGCUACAGGAUGGCGCGUUGGAUGGCUCAUUGGCCCCCCGGAUCUCAUCACUUACGUUGCGGGUGCACACACUCGAAUCUGUUAUACUACUGUCUCACCUCUCCAAGAGGCUGCAGCCGUGGGAUUCGAGCAAGCCGAUGCUGAGAACUUCUGGGAGACAACAAAAACAGAAAUGAAGGGGAAGAUGGACUCGUUUAACGAAAUAUGGAAAGAGCUUGAUUUGCCAUUCUCUGAUCCCGAGGGUGGCUACUUUGUGCUUGUCAAUAUGAAGAAAGUCAAGAUACCGGCAGAUUAUCCAUUCCCAGAUCAUGUCAAGGACAGACCUCGAGAUUUCAAACUCAGCUGGUUCUUGAUACAGGAAGUUGGCGUGGCAGCUAUUCCACCGACAGAGUUCUACACCGAUGCAAACGCUCAUAUUGGAGAAGACUGGUUGCGAUUCGCAGUCUGUAAAGAGGACGAUGUUCUAGAGCAGGCAAAAGAGCGUCUUCGGGAUUUGAAGGAAUACAUAGAAUAGGCCUCAAGGUACAUUCAUAGGUGGUGGCUGAGCAUGGCAAUGUCGCCGUUGAUUCAUAGAACUAUCUUAGAGUUUCCUAACUGGGAGAUGGUAGAAUAGAGCAUUUUACAAGAUUCAACCAUUUUUGC
Molecule: messenger RNA, 1532 nt
Organism: Hyaloscypha bicolor E
Lineage: Eukaryota; Fungi; Ascomycota; Leotiomycetes; Helotiales; Hyaloscyphaceae
Product: kynurenine aminotransferas-like protein
Exons: 4
Coding region: 19-1404 (461 amino acids)
Biological process (GO): biosynthetic process
Cellular component (GO): mitochondrion; cytoplasm
Molecular function (GO): L-kynurenine:2-oxoglutarate transaminase activity; pyridoxal phosphate binding
Source: RefSeq, a predicted model, not a curated record